GCUUUAUUAAAUAAGCAAGUGAUACGCCAUAUGUGCUCUGUCUGCUAAGUGAAAAUAAUCGAUUUUAACAGCCGCGAACCUUUCCAUACAAAAUAAUAGAAAUAUAAUCCAAAAUCAAAACUCGAAUACUUUCUAUUCGAAAAUAAGUCAAGAACAAACUUUUGCUGCAGUGCAUACAAAGUUUUCAUUUCCGACCGUUAAGUGAUAAAUUGAAAAAUGUAGUGACAGCAUAUGUACUUGCAUCGUAGUUCAUGGCCGUUUAACAAUAGUUGUGAUGUGAAAGUGAAAAUGAAGUAAACACAGUUAUUUUGUUUGAAAGCAGUGCUUGAAAACUACAAAUUAAACAAAUAUUUUCACAGUAUACUUAUUCCCAUUACAAAAGCAUCUCAUUUCCUCAAGACUCCUCACGUUAGAUAACAGCAGUAAAGCGCACUAAACUCCAAUUCCCUUCAACAAUAAUCAAGACAAGCACAUCCACCACAGUUAAAACUGUCGACAGCAACAACAAUAACACCUUAUCCAUUACAAUCAUCGUCCUUUCCCAUAACCAAAAAUACCUUAGAAUAGUAUCACUUCCGCUCUAGAUAAAAAUCGCUAUAUCAAAAGCACCAUCGUCACUCUGUAAGUGCUGUCAGAAUGUCCAAACCACCCACAGACACUACGGGUCUGGGCUACUCAUACCACUUGCCCUCGGGUGGUUUACUUUUACGACUCAAGAAUUCCCUCUCACAAUUUAGCGAUCUAUUCAGUGAGUUCAAUAGAUAUAUUGCACCGGCCUACCAUCAUGACCGAUGCGAACGUUCGGUGCAUAUGCGUCUUUAUUCGAUGCAAAAACGUGAAUUCGUCAUGGUCUUUCUCGGAUUUCUCAUCUGUUUCGGUUUGGCCAUUGUAAUUGGCCUCACCGGACCACCCAUUACUAGUACAUCGGAGAUCACCGCCAAAAGUAUACUGGCGAACACAUCGUUGGCUAAUAGUAAAACGGUGUUGGCAACAGGGCCGUUUGCGAUGAAAUCACCACUAAUGACCACGUACUCCCAGCAACUGUGGCUGAUUGCCAAAUUGGUGACGGACAACAAUGAUGACGAAAAAUACGAUAAGAGUUUCCAGGUGAGCGUGGCCAUUGAUGGAAUUACGGAACAACACAAACCUUUGAGCAUACUCCGCGCCGAUUCGGUUCGCAAUCGUACUCGACACUUGUCCUGCGUGCUAAACGAUUGUGAAGAAUUUACGAUACUGCAUUUGGGUUUUCUUGAAUAUGCACAUUAUAUAAUCACUGUGCGCUUCUAUGGAUUGGAGACCUUCCACCAGAAGUAUAAUAUACGCAGCAUAACAUUUUAUUUCAAAACUUAUAGUCCCGAGUUUACACAAAUCGAGAUAUGGUUCCGCUUUAUAUUUCUAUUAUUUACGUUCAUUGUAAUUUGCUGGUAUGCUCACACACUCCGCAAAUAUCCCAUCUAUGAUUGGUCUAUCGAACAGAAAUGGAUGUCCAUACUCCUGCCGCUUCUCUUGUUGUAUGACAAUCCCUUCUUUCCAUCAAUUUUCCUAAUGAACUCGUGGUUCCCUGGCAUGUUGGAUGCAAUUCUUCAAGCCACAUUUCUGUGUUCGCUCCUCAUGUUCUGGCUUUGUAUAUAUCAUGGCUUGCGGCAGAAUGAAAGGCGUUUCGUACGAUUCUACUUGCCAAAAAUUAUUGUUAUACUACCAAUUUGGCUGUGCGCCAUAGUAUUGGCCACUUGGGAGAAAUGCAACGAGCUACGCGAUCCCACCUAUAGCCACUUUGUGGACACACGAAAUUAUAAUGGCUUCAAGUUGUUCUUUUUCAUAGCUGGCUGUAUGUAUAUACUGUAUUUGGCCUUAUUAGUAUUACGCGCCUAUACUGAGCUCAGGUCGAUGCCUUAUUUUGAUAUGCGCCUGAAAUUCUUAACGCUUCUGAUGUUAUUUGUUAUCUCCAUUACCAUAACGGUAACAACAUGUCGCUUUGGCUUCGGUAUAUUGGAGGAUAAUUUUGUGGCCACACUUAAUACCACCUAUCAUAGUUCGGCGCAGUUCAUGUGCUUUUACGGGCUGUUGAAUUUUUACCUAUACACCAUGGCUUAUGUGUAUUCCCCUAAUGGUCGCUUUUCACAAGAAAUAUCUGUAACUAAGGAUAAUCCUGCAUUUUCGAUGAUAAAUGAUUCGGAUGAGGAGGUUGUAUACGGCUCGGAGGAUGAGUCACGACGUCCUCUCACUGUGGGCAACAAAAAUGAUUAUGAUAGUGAUUAAAUAGUAAGAUAAAGUAUAUUUAUAGGUGGCAUAUUUUGGAACACAAUAAUUUUUCUGUAGUGAAAUGCUAAUGUGUCGUUUUUCUUCAUUUCUGAUAAGCAAAUAUUUUUCUAGGACACUUCUAUAAGACCUAUUUACGCUUCUGUAUCUUCUAUUUUAAUUUGUAAUUAAAACCCGUUUUCCAUUGUCCUUUUUUAAUAUUUACUAAAUUAGGUAAAUUUUGUCCCUCUUUUAAUUUAUUAUUAUUUUUUUUUGUUCUGUUUACGAACUUUUAAACGAGAUGUAUUAAUAAAAUAUUUAAUAUAUGUAUAUGUACCAUAA
Bactrocera neohumeralis is the source of this 2580-nucleotide messenger RNA. RefSeq names its product transmembrane protein 181. NCBI's taxonomy places the organism in Eukaryota, Metazoa, Arthropoda, Insecta, Diptera, Tephritidae. The transcript is spliced from 8 exons. The record is from RefSeq and is a predicted model, not a curated record. The coding region runs from base 637 to 2259 and encodes 540 amino acids. Gene Ontology annotation, molecular function: toxic substance binding.